Molecule: messenger RNA, 17753 nt
Organism: Lytechinus pictus (painted urchin)
Lineage: Eukaryota; Metazoa; Echinodermata; Echinoidea; Temnopleuroida; Toxopneustidae
Product: dynein axonemal heavy chain 5-like
Exons: 90
Coding region: 143-16048 (5301 amino acids)
Biological process (GO): microtubule-based movement
Cellular component (GO): dynein complex
Molecular function (GO): dynein light intermediate chain binding; ATP hydrolysis activity; minus-end-directed microtubule motor activity
Source: RefSeq, a predicted model, not a curated record
GUUGUCAAUAACUACCGUAUACAAUAUGGCGCCCCACAGCGGGAUCAAAACUAAUUAAAGUUUUUGCUCUUGAAACUUUGAGUCACAACAAUGAGAGCUGCUACCAUAUAUUUUGUGGAUUUGUAAACAACCUAACCUCAAAAUGGAUGAAAGACAUUGGUGGAUUGCCACCAAAAUUCAAGAGUCUUUCCACAUCGGAGGAUUCAACGACAACCCGACUCUGCUGGAAGAUUUUUUGUGCGAGCCGCGGACCCUCGAACUCAUCAAUCAAUUUCUGGGACAGGGAGGGCUGAAUAAGCUCUUCUUCUAUUCGGAUCGUCCUCAAACUUCAGCUCUCCAACCAAGCGGUUUGCAAAGCACCAGACAAUUGCAUGUUGUUGAUUCACUUGCAAAUCUGAAUGAUGUCAACAUCGAGGAAACAACUUGUCUGUAUUUUCUGCGGCACUCUGUCGAGAAAGAAGUGGAUCCGGUUCGCAUGGAAAAGGAUAUUUUCUGUGGGGAGCUGAGGCACAGUGUUUUAGACAACCUGAACACAUUGCUCUCUGAUAUUUUUCUUCCCCUUCUGAAGGCUCAGAAAGACUGGGGAUUAUGCAGUGAAGAAAAUAAGAAACAAUGCCUGAAUAAUCUAGAACGUUAUGCCGCUGCUCUCAGUGAAACUGUCAAUGUUCCCUCAUCUGCGAGGCAGCAGGUUUUGAGAAGACCUGAUAAUAUUGUCAGCCAGGAGUUCAGCAAGCAUCGGACAACGUCAUAUGAUCAAGGAAUCGUGAGCGAGUAUGAAGCCCUCGUUACGGAGUGGAUCUCGACCAUCGACAAUGCCUUGGCUGAUGGAGGAGAUGAAAGGUUUAUGGACCCGACCUCCGGACCGCUCAACGAGCUGGAGCGUUGGAGGCGUCGUCAGCGUAUGCUGUCUAGCAUCAUAGAACAGCUGAAGGGCAAGGAAUGUAAGACGGUCAUCGGUGUCCUGAUCACAUCCAAGUCAAAGAUCAUCAAGAAAUGGAAGGCCAUCGAUGCCAGCAUCACAGAUGCAGCCAAUGAGACGAAAGACAAGGUGAAGUACCUCGAAGCCUUGCGGAGACACUUUGAGCUUCUCUAUCAUGGUGCUACACCGAUAUCAAUCGUUAAUGGAGCGUUGCCAGGCCUGAUGAGCAGUGUCAAGCAGAUGGAUUCAAUCUCAAGGUUCUAUGCCAGGAAAGGCUACUUAGGACUGCUCUUCACUAAGAUCACCAACCAGUUGGUUAAUUCCUGCAAGGAGUUCAUCCUCUCGGAGACCCAGGGACCAGGGCAGGAUGACCUACUCUGGCCCAAGUUCUACAGUGAGAUCGAGACCAGGAUCUUGAGUACGGACCCUCAGGGCAAGAGCCGGGCCGUCAAGAAGCGAGGCAAGGAGGUGAUGCCUGAAGAUGACACGCUCCUGGGAAGAAUGAAAGCCUGUAUCGCUCUCUAUAACACCUACAAGGACAUGGUUCGUACCCUGAGGGACGGACUGGGAGGGGCUCACAACCUGACCCACUUCCCUUCUAUAAGUUCUCUUGGUGCCCCGUCCUCUAGGCCGCAGAGGGGUGUUCUCUCUAGGGCGGGGCUCAGCCACGGGAAGUCAUCCAAGACUCCUUCUGUUGCAGACAUCCCUAGCAUGUGUUAUGGUGACUCGGAACAGGGUCAUGGAGUGGCCUUCAACGAUGAGGAAUCCAUCUUUGGUCACCUGGACUCCUUCUGUUCCCGCAUCCGUCAAGUCAUUGAUGCCGUCUACACCCUGGUCCAGUACGGCAAGCUGGCCAGGAACGCAGAAGGUCUUCCCAGACCUCGCAAGGAAGACCUUUUGGUUGAUGACGAUGCCUCCGAUGAACUCAUGGAGCUGUCUGGACCAGGCGGUAGUGUGGCCAGUGACUCCCUCGAAAUUCCCAAAUCUGUAAGUCCGACCAAGACUGCCACCAUGACACACCAAGGAGUGCUGGAAGGCAUCGUAGAGGAGGAAGAAGGGGUCAGCACCAGGGCUGACAGUCCUCAUGACGAUCCCACGAUGAGUGAGGCAAUGUCCAACGCAGAUGAGAUCAAUGAGAUGAACAGUAACGGAACUGGACUGACGGCUCAGAACGCUGCCUUGCUGCGUAAGCUAUACAAGGUAGACGAUGUGGACGAUGACGGUCCAAGCGUCAUGUCCAUCGUCAUCGACCACACGCAAACCAUGAAGAAGCUGCUCGAAGGCAACAUCACCACAGCCAUCAUGCUUGACGUUGAAGGACGGGAGAAGGAUAAAUUCAACGAAGCUUACGAGGAGUUCCUGACGACCGUCCAGCAGAUAGAGCUGUAUCUCAGUGCCUACCUUCAGGCAGUGUUCGUCAGGAAGAUGAAGACGCACGAGGGUCUUGAUGUUCUUACCAGAUUUAUUCCUGUUAUGCAUCGCUAUGGGAUGAAACGUACAGUCUCUGAGAAGUACAUUGAUAUCUUCAAGUGGUAUGAAACAGACCUAGAAGAAGUCAAAGAACUCUAUGAGAAGAACAAGGAGGAACCACCAAUGGUGCGCAACGCUCCUCCCGUCUCCGGUGCCGUACACUGGUCCAGGCAGCUCCUGGAGCGCAUCGAGGAACCCAUGAAGGUAUUCCGGGAGAACCGAGCCGUGGUUCACCUGCGGGACUUCGCCCGCAUCGUCAAGUUCUACAACAGGGUUGCCACAGCGUUGGUGACCUUCGAGAGCCUGUGGCUUCAGCAGUGGAAGGGGUGUAUUGAGCAAGCUAAGUUGGGUUUGAGGGCCACGCUGCUCGUCGUACAUCCAAACACUGGAGAGGUGGUGGUCAAUGCUGACGAUAGAGUAUUGCAGUUGGUUCAAGAAUGUCGUUGGAUGAAAAGACUGGAUAUUGAGAUUCCAGAAUCUGCCCUAGCUGUAGCCAAACAGGAGCAACGCUUCAAGAGCUACAUGAACCACCUUGAACUGUGUCUCAAGGAGUUCAAAGACAUCUGCUUCAAGAUCCGAGAACCGGUCCAUGGCUUGUUCCAGACCCACACCAGGGCUGUCUUGGUGGCCCUACAACCUGGUCUAUCAUCACUGGCGUGGAAUUCAAUGAAUAUAGACGCCUUCUUACAUCAAGUGCAUACAGCUAAUGCUAAGCUGAGGAGUACCGUGGAUCAAGUCAAUCAUGUGAUUGAUACAAAGAUUGAUUCCAAACUUAAGAAGAUAUCAGAACUGUUCUUAUUUGACCUGGAAAAGUCUUUUGAAAGAUCAUGGCCUCCUGAUAUGUUCACUGAAGCAAUGCUUGACAGUAUCGGAGACCAGAGUGAAACUCUCUUUGCCUAUGUGAAUGAUAUCAAGACAGCCUGUCAUCAACUACUCAAUAUUCUACUUGGACAGGGCAAACAGCCAUCCAUUGCUGGCACGAAGAGCCUAUCAGCUAGCUCUAAGCAGCGUCUUUCAGCCAAGCAUCUUCAGGUCUUCCCGUCGCCUAGAUCAGAAGAAGGACUCACUGACGUCACAGCUGAUGAUGUUAUGGUGGCUGAUUUACUCUACUUCUACUCAGACCUGGUCUACCAGUCUAUCCUCUCGGCCAUUUGCCGUUCCCUCAUCACCUUAGCGGAAGCAGCAGGCUGCGACAGUGUCCUUGAAACCAUCGCCGAAGACCUGGAGACUCACAAGACCUCGCCUGCAACCACCCCAUACACCAUGUCUCCAGAAUCCUCGCCGUACUACGGCAGGUCCAGGGCCAGUACAGGCAGGACCAGGACCAGUAGACCAGACUCCUCCAUGUCGUACCUCUCAGACAUGACCUGGACUCUGAAUAAGGACAGGGAGUACACCCAUUUAAGGUUUGAGGUAGCGGUCAAGUUUGCCAUCCCCAAGAUUAUCAUAGAGCCGACCCUUGAUGCGGUGAAGACAUCUUUGGGCCAGAUAGCACAGGUCAUCCUCAACGUUGCAGACAAGGUGACCUGGUGGGCCGGGGAAGGAGUCGGUGAGACCAUGCUAACAGACAUCACUGAUGAACUUAUGGUCAUGAGCUCACUUAGGCAACUGGAUGGUGUUGUAGAAGAUCUCCAGAGGGACAUUGACAAGCAUCUCUUCCACUUCCGCUUCUACGACUUCCUCUGGAAAGACGACAUGUAUGGCACGUACUACGACUUCAUAACCAACGACCCUGGAACCUUUGCGAUCAAACGAGAGGUGGAGCGCCUCCUCCACAUUGAGGACAAGAUCCAGGGUAUCCCGAAGAUUCUUCCUAUCGGUCCUAUCUCCUUGGAGACCAGACCCAUUACCGAUGCCCUCUACGGCUUCGCUAUGCAGUGGAAGGCUCAGUAUGCUCAGGUUCUGCAUGAGGAAGGGAAGCGUCAACUGGACAAUGCAAUCAAUUAUCGGUCAAGCAUCAAGACCAAGCUACUGGCCGACGUCGUGACCCUUGACCAGUUGAACGGCACCCUCAACCUCCUCGAGGAGGUCAGGGACAUGGAGAAUAAGAUUGAUGCUAUCUACCUGCCCAUUGAAACCAUGUAUGCCGAUCUGAUAAGCUACCGCCUUCGUCUCCCUCGCCCUGAGGUGGAGGAGGUGGAGAAGCUGAGAGACAACUGGCAGGAGGUGGUGGAUCUGGCUGAGAAAUGUCGCAUCAAGCUCCUGAAGGAGCGGCGUGGAGCCUUUGAGCAGGAGCUUGAUAAACAAGUCAAGUUGUUUGUGGUUGAGGUGAUUCAGUUCAGGAAUAGCUUUGACUCACAAGGUCCCGCGGUCCCCGGCGUCCAACCUGCCGAAGCCGUCGCAAGGCUUCAUGAGUUCCAGGAGAUCUUCAAGCUCUAUGACUCCAAGAGAAGGACCCUAGACUCGGUGUCCAGGCUCUUUGGUAUCAUCUGUAAGCCAUUCCCUGAGCUGGACAAGACUGGGGAGGAACUGGAUCUUCUUGGCCUCCUCUAUGGCCUCUUCCAGAAGUUCAUAGCCUUUGACAAUCAAUUCAGAGAUAGACUCUGGGCUGAUGCUGAUCUACCCAAGGCGAACAAGGAGGUUGAACAGUACUGGGAUGAGUGUCAAAGUCUACCUGAUAAGAUAAAGGAUUGGGAUGCAUAUAAUAACAUGAAGAAUAGCAUCAAGUUCUAUCUGGAUGUCUUUCCAAUCUUACACAAGCUGGCAUCAAAGGAAAUCCGCAAUCGUCACUGGCUGCAAGUGAUGGGAGUGACAGGGAGCUCUUUCCAGCUUGAGGCCAAUGUCUUCAAACUCUGUCAUAUUCUUGACAUCGGCCUUAUACCGCAUCAGACAGAGAUCGAGGAGAUCUGCCACUGCGCAAGCAAGGAGCUGGAACUGGAGGUCAAGCUCCGGAUCACUGAGGAGGAGUGGACGGAGCAGGUCCUGACCUUCACCGAAUACAAGAGACGCGGACCUAUCUUCCUGGAGAAGGACUCCAUGGAACACCUCCUGGAGCAGCUGGAGAACGCCCAGGCCAUCUUGGCAAACAUGCUGACGUCAAGGUUUGUGGGACCACUGAGGGAGGAGGCUGCAGGAUGGGCAGAAAAACUGAGAGGUGUCGGAGAGGUACUUGAACAAUGGCUUGAGGUCCAGGAUCUUUGGCAGUACCUUGAAGCGGUCUUCAGCAUACCUAGGACGGCCAAGGAACUACCUCAGGAGGCUAAACGUUUCAACAGGAUCGACAAGAGUUGGAGUAAGAUCCAGAGACGAGCCUACGACACCAGGAAUGUUCUACAGUGUACAUACGGUGGUGAGGUUCCCAAGGGAGUUGUCUUGCGUCAUAUCCAUGAAGAGCUUGAGAUCUGUUUCAAGUCUCUAACGGGAUACCUGGACAAGAAGAGACAGGUCUUUCCAAGGUUUUACUUCCUGUCCGACCCCGUUCUCCUGGCCGUCCUCAGUCGACCUUUUGACCUUGAGUCCGUCAAACCUCAUAUCAGGUGUAUCUUUAACUAUGUGUGCGACAUCCGUCUGGAGCGUAUCCCGCUGACCACCGCCCAGGCGCAACGCAGUGUACCCCCGUCCCCAGAAAAAGGCAUCUUGCACAGCCCUACCAAAGAGCUACACGCCUCCCCCACACGAAGUGGAUCAGGCCUGGGGCUGACCGGCAUCCAAUCACGGCUCUCCGUUGACAGUAGAAUGGGAGCUGCCACUGGGAUGGAGGGGGGUGUUCAGGAUGGCACUGAGGGAGGGUUGAUGCAGGCGAUAGCAGUCACGUCUAAGGAAGGAGAGUUGCUCAGUCUUGAGCAGGAGGUGCCUAUCAAAGAUGGUGUUGAGGUUUGGCUGAAGGGAUUGAAGGAAUCGAUCACUAAGACCAUGUCUAGCACGGUCUCUAACAUGAUCAAAGAUAUGGAGAACAGUCUGGCAGUGGAAGAACUUGCUUACAAGUACCCAACCCAAGUAGCGAGCCUUGGUCUGAACAUAUACUGGACCAAGGAAUGCGAACUGGGUAUCAUGGAGAUCCGUAACGACCGCAAGGCCAUCCCGAACACCGCUAAGAAGUUUGUGACCACCAUGUCAAGGCUGACGCAGGUUCUUACCAAGGGAACGUGGAAAGCCACGGAGGAACAUGUGACCCCGCUUCAUAGAUGGCGUCUAGAAAGUAUGGUAGCUCAAUCCUACUACCUACGUGAUAUCCUUGAUAACAUGGGCAACAGGAAGCUGAGAGAACUCACUGACUUUGAAUGGCGUAGGUGCAUCCGGGUCUAUCCAAAGCAACGAUCAGGGAAAGCAAGACGUAAAUAUGGUAGCCAUGAGCCUCAGAUGACAAUCUUAGAGGAGCGUCAUUCUUACGGUAAUGAGUUCUUUGGAGGACAAUCUUCUCUUGUCAUCACUCCUAUUACCGAGAGAUGCUUCCUUACUAUGGCUAUGUGCUUGAAUCAGUUCCGAGGCAGUGCAUUGACGGGAGGGACCGGUGUGGGCAAGACCGAGACCGUCAAAGGCCUGGCAUUCUUCUUGGGCCGAUACCUUGCCUUAUUUGGCUGCUCCCCGCACACAGAUCCUGCAGCACUGGGAAAAGUAGUUCAAGGACUUGCUAUGGAUGGAAGCUGGGGUUGCUUUGAUGAGUUCCAGCUCCUUCACAAGGAAGCUAUCGCUAUGGUAUUGGAUCACGUCCACGCUGUCAUAUCAGCUCUACAGGCUAGGAAGAAGAUUGCCAUUCUAGGAGAUGGAGAAGAGGUCACGCUUGGUCGUAACAUCGCCCUCUUCAUCACCGUCAACAGCGAGACUGGUCUCCAUGGCGACGUACCAACUGACAUCAAACUCCUCUUCCGCACCGUCUCCCUGGUUGUACCCGACAUGUCUUUGAUCCUCAAGGCACGUUGUGCAGCCUACGGCUUCCGCUCUCCCAAGGUCCUAGCGGACCGACUGAAGAUGGUCGUCCAACAAUGCAAAGACCAGCUGAACCCCGGCGACACGGAGCUCUUUAACCUCAAAUCCAUGGUAACCGUUCUCUUGCAUGCCGUCUCUUCAUGGCGAGAUGUAGAAGGAUCUAAGGAAUAUCAUCAGCUGUUCAGCAUCGGCUCCAUUGCAGCUACUGUCAUGUUUGCCAACAUGGGACGUAAGCUGACCAAAGAGGAGAGAAUGGAACUCUCUCGGGCCAGCAGUCAAGGAUCGCUUGUACAGCCCGGAAGCUCUAUGCCAUCAGCAGCCAUGUUAAAGACUGUUGAGAAACAACCAAGAAAGACGGGAGCCACCAAUCCUAUGACCCCUGCAGCCAAGGCUGAACAUGCAGUGGUUGCUCAGGCUCUACAGGACAUAGUGGGACCAAGGCUCAAACCAGACGCGCUGUACCUGUUCAACAAUGUGAUCAAGGAUGUGUUCUCCAGCGUGGGCGAUCCACCCACCCCUCACUCCAGCCGAGCCAGACGCAACAAGAUGAGCGUAGAGAACAUGGUGGUUGACAAGGCCCAGGAGAAUGGUCUUGUUGCUUCCUCGACCUGGGUGGCAAAGGUCAUGCAGCUCUAUGCCAUAUCACAAGUCAAUCAUGGCGUCAUCAUAGCCGGUGGCCCUGGCACUGGGAAGUCCACCUGCAUUCAGAUCCUGGUCGAAGCUCUCUCUGCGGUGAACCCCGCCCAGUCACGCCAAUCCCGUAGCAGCGUGUCCAGUAUCACAUCAAUCAGCCACAAGCUACAGCGGAUCAGUCCCCUGGUGGUGGAUGAUCUCUCGCUCAUGUUUGGCUACCUCAACCAGAACCAUGACUGGACAGAUGGCGUCUUCACCAAUGUCUGGAAGAAGGCUAAUAGGAAUGUGAGCACCACCUGGUUGUGUCUGGACGGCCCUUUGACCCCCAGCUGGACGGAUAACUUCAACACGGUACUGGAUAGUGACCGGGUGUUGAACCUGAGGAACGGUGACCGUCUCUUCCUGGCAGACAAUGUGAAGCUUCUCUUUGAAACCGACAGCUUGUCCAAUGCAUCACCUGCUUCUGUUGCCAGGGCUGGUAUUGUUUACUUGGAUCGUGAAGUGUUAGGCUGGAGGCCGGUUGCACAAGCAUGGUUAGAGAACCGCAACCAACAGGAGAUUCAUUGUCUUCAAAAGGCAUUCAACAAGACCAUGGACGCAGUGGUUAACUAUGUCCUCUUUGAAACCAAACCCCUUGCCACUCUGACAGAAGUAGGAACCUUCAAAACCUGUCUUGGUCUCCUAGAAUCUAUGCUCAAUGAACACAUUGAGAUAGGAGGGGAGCUUCAUAUUGAACGGCUCUUCUUAUUCUGUCUGAUCUGGACAUUUGGUGGUCUUCUGGAAGGUUCUGAUAGGAAGGGAUUCAGUGACCUGCUGCGUACUCUCACAUCAGCCUUGCCCGACUAUGACCAUGAUAUCUCAGUCUUUGAUUACUAUGUUGAUGAGUCGGGUGAAUGGGACCCCUGGAUCUCUAAGGUUCCCGACGUAGCGUAUACAGACACCAGGGAUCUCCUAGGCGAUGUGCUUGUGGACACUGUUGAUACUAUCCGUACUAGAGUUCUGCUAGAAUUUGCCAAUCUUACCAACAUGCAUGUGAUGCUACUGGGACCACCAGGAUGUGGAAAGACUGCUAUGAUCAACGACUUCAUCAAUACACUAGAUUCAAGCAACCAGAUAACAAAGAGACUGGUGUUUUCCGGGGCAUCCACAGCAUCUCAGCUACAGCAGUUCAUUGAGGCCAACAUACACCAUAGACAAGGGUUUGUUUAUGGUGCCCGAGACAACAAGCGAUUCCAGCUGUUCAUCGAUGACAUCAACCUCCCACCCUGUGAUGAGCACGGUGUGCAGCGUUGCAACGAGCUCAUGCGCCAACUCCUGGAUGAGCGACUUCUGAUCACGCUGCAGAAGCCGUUUGAGUGGAGGACCAUUGAAGAUCUAGUGGUGCUCUCUGCCUGCACCAUGAACAACUAUCCCAGUUCUAGCAGCAGGAAGAUACCAGAUAGGUUAUUGCGCCACUUUGUUCUCAUCCACCUACCCGAGCCAAAGGAAGGAGCAUUGAGCAGCAUCGUUGAUGCCGUCCUGGAUGGCAACAUGACCAAGCACAACGGUCAGUCCCUUGCCCAGGAGCUCCAGGACGCUAUCGUCAAUGCCUCCUGUAAGCUUCUGACCUCCGUCCAGAAUGUCCUGCGCCCUACGCCGAUGCCUGGACGAUACCAUUACAUGUUCACCCUCAGGGACAUCUCCAAGACAUUCCAGUGUUUGAUGAGACUGUCAGAAGAAGCUAGAGGAGAAAUCAACAUGGUGGCAUCGCUAUGGCGACACGAGGUCCAGAGGAUAAUGCGUGAUCGUCUGUGCCGAACAUCGGACAUUAAUUGGUUUGAUAAAAACCUGGAGGAAAUCUGCAAAGCGGAGAUCCCGAAGGGUGAGGAGGAUGAGGGCAUCUUUGAACACUUUGUGACGUUUCCUAUCGAGCACAGAGGUUAUCAAAGACCAAUCACUUCCAUGUCACAGAAAACAGUCAGGGUUAUUCUUCAGCCGGUGUGUAACCUGGAGAUGGUCCACAAGUGCAUCUUGUCCCACCUGACCCGGUACAACGAAGAAUUCGGUAACGUCACCCUCAACAUCAUGCUCUCCGAUGAUGUCAUCUAUCACGUGAUCCGCAUGCACCGUGUUCUGAGCUUCCACCACGGUGGUAGCAUGAUGUUGGUCGGCGCUAUCGGUAGUCAUCUCACCACGUUGGUGAACCUAGCCCUUCACGUUGCAGACAUGCCCAUUCAUCCCAUGGACACCACCAAGGCGAAUACAUUCUUUGACGGACUACGCUCGGCGGUCAGGCUCUCCGGUACGGAGGGCAAGAUGCUUACUCUCAUGUUCACGGGUCGUGAUUUGAAGGAAGAUGUAUACCUGGAUGCAAUCAACAGUAUCUUGAUAUGUGGGGAAUACCCUCCCCUCUUCUCCAAUGAUGAGCUGGAUGGACUCUUACAGGCAUUGACACCGGCAAUGAAGAGACAUUUCCCCAAUGUGUUGGUUGACCCAAUGAAGUUCUUUGUGUCAAGGGUCAAGACUAAUUUGCAUAUCAUCCUCUGCCUGCCACCAACACAUAGACUCCUCAAGAUAGCUCCAAGUAAAUAUCCUGGGUUAUUGAGUGGAAUGCAGAUGAACUGGGUUUGCGACUGGUCUCAGAGUGCACUAUUAGGAGAAGCAGGUUACUACAUUCAGAAACAUCAUCUUGCCAAGAAUAGUUCCGAAGAAACAAGGGAGAAUCUAGUGACCUGCAUGUCGACCAUACACAGCUUUGUCCUGCGUGACUGCAAUCAGAUCCCGUGGGCUGGGAGCGUGGACGAGAAGAUUAAGCUAACCACUCUCAAACUCCACGGCAAGAAAGAGAUCGUCAAGGUCCACACCCACAAAGUCGAUAAUCUACCGUAUACUAAACUCAUCAUGAAAGAGAGGAUUAAGCAAAAACACUAUUAUGCUGAUAGCCCAGGCAAACAGGAGCUGUUUGUAGGUCCGAGGACAUUCCGACGGUUCAUGGAUUGCUUCAGAUAUAUCUACAAUAACAAGAGCAAAGAGAAUACUGCCAAAGUAGGCAGACUCAAGAAAGCCCUGAACUGCUUGGCCCGUACCUACAGCGACUGCAAGAACAAACGUCUGGACAUCCGUCGCCUGCACACCCUCUACGAGGAGGCGAGCAAGAAGACGGCCGAUCUCCUCCUGGAGCUGACGGCCAAGGCCACCAUCCUGGAGAAGACGAAAGCCCAGUACACGGAGGCCAGUAACAGCCUCAGUGCGUUCCUUCAUAUGAAUGAGGUCGAGAGCGAUGAGGAGGUCGAAGAUCAGCUCCUGAUCAACGAUGAACGGGACGAGUACGAUCGAGAGUUUGAUCGUAUGAGGGAAGAGAAUCUCAAAUCCAGGAAGGUUGCUAUCGAGGAGGACCUGGUUACGGUCAGGAAGAAAGUAGACGAGUGUCGAACUACUCUUCAGAAAAUACAUGAUCAGGUGAUGCAAUGGAAGGAGAAGGUUGACCGUCCUUGCAUCGAGCGUCUCAAAUCAUUCACCAACCCCCCUCCUAUCGUCCUACAAGUCAUGGAGAUGGUCAUGGCUCUCCUUGGCAAGAACAAACCUCUAGGAAAUCAAGGAGAUAGAACCUUACACCUACCCUCCAACGAAGAAUCAUCCAUGAUCUCAGGAAGACAAUCGACGUCAUCCAGCGGUGGCAUGAAGAGCCCUUCCAAAUGGAAGUCAAGAGAUACUGGGUCCAAAUCGACACCCUUACUAACCGGUGAAAUGCCCAAAGAAGCUAGCAAUUCUCAACCAGAGGGGAAAGACCAAGCUUCGGACAAGCAGAGAUGGAAGCAGAUCACAGUGCUCCUACAGGAUUCUGUCAAGUUUGUUGAUAUGCUUCAUGGUGUUCCUUGGCAGAACGGUCUCAAGCACAACAUCCUGGCCAACGUAGAGUAUUACCUUCCCAGUAAGAGCAAGGAUGUUGAUGGAGUCACUGGAGAAGGCUCUUUGCUUGACAUCCCAGGUGGGCCAAAACUGCCCCCCUCUUCCCGACGCAGCCCCUCCCCAGGUGACGGUGCCCCCAACAUCACCAUCGCUGCUACCCGCUACAGCUCCGAGGAUGCGGGUAACCUGGUGGCUUAUAUCUGCGCCUUGGUGGAGUAUACGCAUCACUGCGGACCGUUACAAGAUCUUUUGAAACAGGUCAAGGAGCUUGAGGAACAACAGAGGGAGACAGAGAGGCUACAGAAGGAGAAAGACGAAAGGGAUGCAAAGGAGGCUAGCAAAGAGGCGGAGCCUGCCCCGGAGCCUGAGAAGGAGUACACUGAAGCCGAUAUCCCUAUUCUCCAGGAGGAGGUCACCGAGCUCCAGAGGCAGUUUGAUGCCUCCGUCGUCGAGAAGCAUUCUCUGGAGAUCGAACUAUCCGCGAGCAAUGAGAGACUCCGGGCAGCAACUAAUAUGAUUGUUAGUUUGCAGCAAGAGAAGGAAAGAUGGCAGACGUACGUAGACGAGAACGCCGACAACGAAUGGUUGCUAAGCAACUGCAUGACGGCCGCUGCAUUCCUGACGUACUGCGGCGGCAUGACCUCCGACUCCCGUCAACGCAUGGGAGAUUACAUCAACCAAGUCUGCGUGGAUACGGGAUUCCCGAUCCCCAAACGUCGCGUUCUCAAAGACGUGUCUCUCAUCCACUUCCUCUACACACCCUUUGAGAUUGAAUCCUUGAAGACGUUGAAGCUACCUAGCACACCCAACUCACAGGACAAUGCUUGCUUUGUGAUGCAAGAACAUAGCUCCACGGCUUGGUCUCUGUUGUGUGAUCCUACAAGCAGGAUCCUGGAUUGGAUCAAAUCUUAUCUCACUCAACAGCUGGUCAUCAUCAAGUAUCAUGAGCUUAGAGCACAGCUGGAGACUUGUUUGACUGAAGGGACUCCACUCCUCUUGAUGGAUUGUGACGUAGACAAACUUGCCGAGGAUCCAAGAUUCUAUAGGUUACUAAGGAGCAGACUGGCUUUUAUCGAUGGAAAGGGCAAUUUCAAAAUGAUGGUGGCUGACCACGAGGUAGAGUGUCAUCCAGGAUUCCGUCUCUACCUGCAUACCACCUGCCAGCCUCACUGUGUACCUCAUGCCUUGGCUGCGUAUACCAGUGUAAUGUACUUCUAUCAGACCAGGGACGACUGUGAGGAAGAGCUUCUAGAUCGCUUCAUGACCUUAGAGAAGGCGAGACUUGAAGAGGAUAGGAUCACGGCCUUGAAGGAGAGGAUUUCAAACAUGAAGCAACUAGACCAGCUUGAGGAUCAGAUGCUUGAAUGCUUAGCCUCUGACAACAGGCUCCUCAAUGACCUCACUACUACAAAGAAACUGGGUGACAUGAAGAAGCAUUAUGAUGAAACAGUUGAGAGCCAAGAGCGUGUCCAGAUCUCUGAGAGUGCCAUUCACAAUGCAAGGGAGGGCUAUCGGUCUAUCGCUCGCAGAGGAGCUGUCUGCUUUGACGUCUCUCGAGGGAUGUCAGAGGUCAACUUCAUCUAUCAGACGUCAUGGCAACAGUUCCUUGAGACAUUCGACAUCUCCAUCAAACAUUCCGAAAGGGCUGCUGUCAAGGCUGUUGUAGAGAGAUUGACGUUCAAUGCUUUCCAAGCGACAGCUCGCUCACUGCUGGAGAGAGACAGACAUAUCUACUCCGUCUUCCUGGCUAUGGAGGUGGAAGAUUCAAUUGGUAAUGUUGGGUUCGGUGAGCGUGAGUAUGUGAUCUCGCCUCAGCUUGGCUCUGCGACCAUGAGCGGACUUGGUCUGUCGGCUGCGUCUGAUCAUAGGGUGUGUCAGAUAAGGAAACCUUUCGAUUGGAUGCUUGAUGAUCAGUUUCAUAAUCUACAGUCCCUUGCCAUCAAUUUCGAGUGGUUUCAAGACAUGUUUGAGAGGAUGCCCAAGGAUGGAAGAGAAACCCAGUGGCGUACGUUGGGAGAGCACGAGAACCCGGAACUCCAUCCUCUACCAGAGAAGAUGGAUGAUCAUUAUAAUCCCAUGCAAAGGCUCAUGGUUAUCAGAGCAUUCCGUCCCGACAGGAUCAUGCAAGCGGCUACUGUGUUCGUUGGCAAGUCGCUUGGAAAGAAGUAUACCAAUGAUGUCAGCAUCGAUCCCAACGUGAUCUUGCGGCAGACCUCACCCGUCAUUCCCAUCCUGCUUCUCUACACCAGGGAGGGUGAUGUGGCUGAGAAGAUCUUCCAGGAGUUCUCAGCCAAGAAACAGGUUCAGGGCUUGGUUGUCAAUCUCAGCAGUGCUGAACACAAUGAGGAAAGGAGAGCAAGGAAAGCAAUACAACAUGCAAUGCAAGACGGUACCUGGGUCAUGCUAAAGAGUGCCCAUAAUGCCACCCAUCUCCUGAACUCGCUAGAGACUUUGCUACAAGAGAAUGAUAACAAACAGGGCGGAGAAAGCCCCUUCAGGGUUUGGAUCUCGGCUCAGGUCAGUAGGAGUAUCCCGGUCAGACUGCUCCAGUAUGCUGUCAAGGUUGUCAUUGAUACUCCAAAGAUCGUCAAGGAGUCUCUCUUGAGAGCAGUCAGCUCAUUUGAACCGGAACAACUCAAGGCCAGUUCCCGAUCGGAGUGGGUCCCCCUGCUUCAUAACAUUGCAAUGGUUCAUGCUAUGAUCAGACUUCGAGGGCGCUAUGGCCUUGCUGGAUGGAAUUAUCCUGACGUCAUGGAUUUCUCCCAUAACGAACUUACUGAAGCAUUGAACAUUGCUAGGAUGGUGUUCAGCGAUAGCCCAUCGGAGAAUGAGUCUUUGAAAGGUAUCUCCUGGAUGGGCCUACGAUACAUCCUAACUGAGAUCAUCUACGGCAGCUACAUCAACGAUGACUACGACAGGACAAACCUAUCCGCCAUGGUGGAUUACUGGAUUGGACCAAAUGCUACCAAGAGGGAGUUUGAAGCCACAAAGUUGAAAUUCCGCAUCCCGCCGGCUUUCUUCAGCAAUUUUGUACGAGUGAGUUCCUUGAGUCAGGCUAUAGAGGGUCUGCCAAACCAUUUCCUUGAUGUCCCUGAAGCCUGUGGUAUGCAUACAUCGUAUGAGACCGGUGCCGAUGAUCAGUUGUUUGUUACUAUUGAUAAAAUACACGAGACUGUCCUCGGAGAUGAUCAGUAUGUGUUCACACGGCUGAAUCAAGUAUUAGAUGCGAUGCCAUCAACUCGGACAUUGAGUCAUGUCCUUCAGCCCAGACCAGCGACACCUUUCCACGGUCCUUCCAUUGCCUCAGUGAAUGGUACCGCCCUGCAGCCCAAUGUAGCCAGCAUGGGGGUGUACGCCAGCGCUAGCCGUUCACUCAUCAAGAGCAAGCGAGAGACUGAGAUAUGGGAGAUCUGUCAUAACAUCAUCGGUAAAAUACCCAAGGGAUGGAACAGGGAUUACAUUACAGAACGUGUUCGUAAGAUCGGUGGUGAUACGCCUUUUAACCGCUUUGUUCUGCGAGAGAUUGACAUGAUGAUCAGACUCAUUGCUGAUCUCAAGACUACAUUCAACAAACUGAAGACUUUGUGUGAGAGUCCGAACGAAACAUUUGGUGAUCAGAUGUCAGAGCGGUUGAUCGAUAUUGCCGAUGAUUUGUUCCAUCAUCGUAUUCCUUCCGUCUGGGCCGAGAUGUGUGGUGACUCAGCCCCGCCUCCUAAUUGGACCUUAGCUCAAUGGAUGUCUGAUCUCAGCCAGCGAUGUCAACAUCUUGAAAGGAUCAUCGUACAAGGCAAGGACAAGUUCCCAGCGUACUGGCUUGGGGCAUUCUUCCACCCUCGUGCUCUGCUAGCCCUACUCAAACAAGAUGCCAUCAGGGCCUAUGGACACAACAUUGCACAGUCGGAACCGGUCGUCUUCCAGACAGAGAUCACAGCCAGGGACAAAGACCAUGUUCGUGACCCACCCCAGGAAGGCAUGUUUGUGUACGGUGUGUACGUCUGGGGAUGCUCUUGGGAGAAGACCACGGGUGAGCUCCAGGACUCCCCUCCACGCCACGGCGCCACCCUCCUCCCCAUCAUCCACAUCACCACCAUGCCGUACAGCGAGAAGCCAGCUUACAACGAACAGAGGACCAGCGAGAUGUACCUCUGCCCCGUCUAUCCUACCAGGAUCUGUGCGAGGUCUCCCGUCUUUCUCCUCGACGUCAAGCAUGAUAACAUCUCGGCGUCCAAGUGGGCGUUGAGGGGGCUGGCGGCAACCAUUAGGCCCUAUUAGGAGGAUGAUCACACCUAUUCCCCUCCCCACAGAGAAUAAUAUAAGAAGAUAUCUGCAUCCUGUGAGAGGGCUGCGAUAGGGCUGGUGGAAACCAUAAGACUCUACUAAGGAGGAUGUUCACACCUAUCCACCAAGCUGACUGUUUACAGUUGGGAACCAUUCUGAAGAGUAACGGAAUGUUCAUGUAACUCUGUUCUCAAGGAAAGAUAUGACACAUUCAUCCACCUCGUCCACAACAAAGUUUUGAGCACAUUCAAAACUUUUCUGCAGACAAUCACAAUUGCAUGUACUCCUGCGGGCAACUGUGUGUGAGGUAUUCUCACCUUUAAGCCAGAAGCAAGGCUUGCAUGGAACAAGGUGUUAGACCUUUCACACCCAUCGCUCAGUCAAUAUAAUAUUUUUGUUGGCCUUGAGAGGGUUGAUGAUCACACCCCCAAUAUGAUUAUUGAAAAAAAUUAUAUUUGACAUCUAUACAUGUAGCUUUAAAAGUUUAAUGCUCAAGAGAUUAAAACAUUUCAGCUGUAACAGCAUUAAAUAAUCUUUUUUUUUUUUAUCAAAGAUUAUCAUAAGAUUAAAAACAAUGCAAGUUAUUCAAAUUAUAAUUGGACAUGCAAUGUUUGCUUAAGUCCAACCUUUCAUUAUUACUUUGAGUCGGACAAUGUAUAUUCCCAUCAGUUGGUGCAAGUGAGAAUGAUACUUUUACAAGGAUGGAUCUACAGUGUAGGUUGUGCCUUUGUUCACAUGACAUGCUUUGUGUAACCGAUCUCAACCAGUAUCCCAAUGGUUGAGUCUAAUUAAACCAAGUUUAACUGCUUGUGCUGACUACACAAAAAUUUUAGUACUGGCUUCUUUGGAAUGCUGGGUUUUUUCUCCUUAUUCAAUAUUCAUGAAAAGGAAAUUGUACCAAAGUACAUUGUACACUCAUCAUUCUUUACUCCUUGUAUUGGUUAUUUAUUUUAGUUUACAAAAAUGUCUCAGCAGGAUUAUAGUGAUUUGUACUCAAUGCUCUGACAUCUUCUUUUUUUAUUUUUCCUUUUACACAAAUUAUUUGGUUACUGAAGUUGGAUUAAACUUUCCUUUUCGGUCAUACUGUCAAUCAAAAAAUAAUUUAGUGCUGAAUACCAUGGUGAAUUUUGUCUUCUUGGUUUAGUGUACAGAUAUUUAAGAUUCAAAUUUUUAUUUAGUGUACAGAAACAAAGCAUUUAAAGUAUGAUUUGUAAAUAUGUAUUUGAAGAGGGAUAUUUACAUGGUGUGAUAUGCAAUAAUUUGAUUUAUAAGGAUGAUUGAUACUCCAUUUUUGCAGUGAUUACGUGAUUAAUUUCAGAGUUCUGCAUUGUUUUCAGAAGAUGAAAGAGAUGCAAGUCUGUUCAUGUAUAUGCUAUACAACAGUGGUAUAUUACCGCUAGAUAGGACUGGAUGUAAAUUGAAUGUAGAUAAGUUGUGUGUGAAUUUACUUAAUUAUUUAAUAUAUAUAUAUUACAUAUGAGUUGUUUGUACAUGAUUGUACUUGUAAUUUUCAAAUUGUACAGAGCUUUCAAAGUGAACCAAAUUAUGCAUUAUGAAAACAUUUUUUCAGCUGUACAUGUAUUUAAUAUUCUCAUUGACUUCCAUCCAUACAGAUGUGAACCAAAGCAUAUUUGCUCCCUUCUUCCGUCCUCGGCUUCUGGAAUUGUUUUCCAAAUAAAGUUUUGUGAUGAUUUUUCAA